Molecule: messenger RNA, 2767 nt
Organism: Ruditapes philippinarum (Manila clam)
Lineage: Eukaryota; Metazoa; Mollusca; Bivalvia; Venerida; Veneridae
Product: serine-rich adhesin for platelets-like
Exons: 3
Coding region: 1-2754 (917 amino acids)
Source: RefSeq, a predicted model, not a curated record
AUGUAUAGCAGGAACCCUACUGCAGAAAAUAAAGAUAGUUUAGUUUGUAGUAGCCGACAGUAUAAAAAAGAAAUUAAGAAAAAGUUUAGAGCAUAUCAGAAAAGCAUUGUUUAUAAGAUUAAAGGUUUAAAAAAUAAAGAUCCUAGAUCUUAUUGGAGUCUAUUGAACAAAUAUUCAGGUGAUCGGAAGGAAGUUAUUAACAAAGUAACAACUGAGGCUUUUUUUGAUCAUUUUAGUAAAUUGAAUGAGGUUGAUACUCAAGGUGACAUUGAUGACUUUGAUAUAGCUAAUGUCUCGUCAAAUAACUCUGAUUUAGAUAAACCAUUUACUGUAUUAGAAAUACGUAAAGCUAUUAUUUCACUGAAAAACAAUAAAGCAUCAUCUUCCUUUGAUCAUGUAUUGAAUGAAUAUCUGAAGAAUGUACCCGACAGCAUGUUUGAUGUGUUUUGCUAUUUGUUUAAUAUUAUUUUAGAGUCUGGAAUUUUUCCUGAAGUUUGGAGUAAAGGGAUUAUUUUACCAAUACACAAAAAGAAGGGUAACAUAGACGAUCCUGAUAAUUAUAGGGAAAUUACUAUACUUAGUUGUUUUGGGAAACUUUUCACAAAUGUUCUUAACUCUAGACUCAAUAAUUUUUUAGAAAGUAAUAAUAUUCUCUAUGAAGAAAAAGCUGGAUUUAGGAAAAAGAUGAAGAUGAUGAAUAGUGUUACGGUAUUGAUUUCUCUUGGGUUAUGUUUACAGACACAUAUCAUAAUAUCUCAAAAUGUUAAAACCAGUUGUGAUUGCCUGCUCUCUAUUUCAACUUCACAAUCUUCUACAGUAACAACUAGAACAGCUAAACCAAGUUCGCUUACGCAAAAUACAUCAACAACCGUAACAAAAACAACAAUGACUAACAACCCCUCGCCUAAAAAAUCAGUAUCAGUAACUGGCCCUCCGACGCAAAGUGCAUCGCCACACGUACCAGUAUCAACAGCAGGCACUGUCUCUCUGACGCAAAGUUCAUCAGCACACGGUUCAGUAUCAACAGCAGACACUGUCUCUCUGACGCAAAGUUCAUCAACACGCGGUUCAGUAUCAACAGCAGGCACUGUCUCUCUGACGCAAAGUUCAUCAACACACGGUUCAGUAUCAACAGCAGACACUGUCUCUCUGACGCAAAGUUCAUCAACACACGGUUCAGUAUCAACAGCAGACACUGUCUCUCUGACGCAAAGUUCAUCAACACACGGUUCAGUAUCAACAGCAGGCACUGUCUCUCUGACGCAAAGUUCAUCAACACACGGUUCAGUAUCAACAGCAAACACUGUCUCUCUGACGCAAAGUUCAUCAACACACGGUUCAGCAUCAACAACCGUAACAAAAACAACAAUGACUAACAAACCCUCGACUAAAAAAUCAGUAUCAGUAACUGGCCCUCCGACGCAAAGUGCAUCGCCACACGUACCAGUAUCAACAGCAGGCACUGUCUCUCUGACGCAAAGUUCAUCAACACACGGUUCAGUAUCAACAGCAGACACUGUCUCUCUGACGCAAAGUUCAUCAACACACGGUUCAGCAUCAACAGCAGGCACUGUCUAUCUGACCCAAAGUUCAUCAACACACGGUUCAGUAUCAACAGCAGACACUGUCUCUCGGACGCAAAGUUCAUCAACACACGGUUCAGCAUCAACAGCAGGCACUGUAUAUCUGACCCAAAGAUCAUCAACACACGGUUCAGUAUCAACAGCAGACACCGUCUCUCUGACGCAAAGUUCAUCAAAACACGCACCAGUAUCAACCAAAGGUCAAGUCUCUUUGACGCAAAGUGAAUCAACACUCGUACCAGCAUCAAAGACAAAUCCUGGCUCUCUGACAGAAAGUCCAUCAACAUCAAAGGCCUCAGCUUCAUCAAUAGCCGAGACAACGAAUAAGAGAACUCAAACAGUAUUGUUGUCAAGUACUGCAGGCACUGUCUCUCUGACGCAAAGUUCAUCAACACACGGUCCAGUAUCAACAGCAGGCACUGGCUCUCUGACGCAAAGUUCAUCAACACACGGUUCAGCAUCAACAACCGUAACAAAAACAACAAUGACUAACAAACCCUCGACUAAAAAAUCAGUAUCAGUAACUGGCCCUCCGACGCAAAGUGCAUCGCCACACGUACCAUUAUCAACAGCAGGCACUAUCUCUCUUACGCAAAGUUCAUCAACACACGGUUCAGUAUCAACAGCAAACACUGUCUCUCUGACGCAAAGUUCAUCAACACACGGUUCAGCAUCAACAGCAGGCACUGUCUCUCUGACGCAAAGUUCAUCAACACACGGCUCAGUAUCAACAGCAGGCACUGUCUCUCUGACGCAAAGUUCAUCAACACACGGUUCAGUAUCAACAUUAGGCACUGGCUCUUUGACGCAGCAGAGAAACCCUGGCUCUCCGACAGAAAGUCCAUCAACAUCACAUUCCUCAGCUUCAUCAAAAGCCGUGACAACGAAUAAGAAAACUCAAACUGUAUUGUUGCCAAGUUCAACAGUUACAACACAUGUAUUAGCGGAUAACCCAAACUCACAAAAGUAUGCCACAACAUCAGAAUUGAUAAGGAACAAGUCUAGAAAGCGACGUGAUUUAGAACCUCGUGUUCAGACAAUGAAAGGGGUUCUUGGACCAAAUGGAACAUGCAUUUGUAAUUCCACUUUUGUAACGUCGCAAUAUCGUGAAUCAACAAAAGAGACCAAUGAAGGUAAUAAGCAUUUAACAGGAUAUUACUCUAUAUUAUAGUGCUAUUGAAGAG